Molecule: messenger RNA, 7897 nt
Organism: Rhagoletis pomonella (apple maggot)
Lineage: Eukaryota; Metazoa; Arthropoda; Insecta; Diptera; Tephritidae
Biological process (GO): activation of GTPase activity
Molecular function (GO): guanyl-nucleotide exchange factor activity; protein binding
Source: RefSeq, a predicted model, not a curated record
GAAACUGGUUGAUCCGCUGUCGUUUGCGCCGCCGCGCGCUGGCAUAAUGAUCGCAUGCGCGCGUACGCUCACGUCUUUGGCAAAUCUGCCAUCAACCGCGGCGUCCGAGCAGCAUCCACUGUCAUCGAAAUUAGUACGUCUGCGCGCAUUACUUGUCUUCUGAUCUUUACUUUCAUUUUUGAUGUUUGCAAAAAAAAAAAUGCUGGUGGCAUUCGUUUGAUGAAAAAUGUGAAACAAUGUGUAAAAGGCAAAAUAAUUAAUUAAAGAAGAAAAAAACGUGUUUUAACGUGUUUAGAGUGUUGAAUGAAAUAAAAUGUCAACGAUAACUAUCACCGAUCCGCGCCUGCCUUGCUACUACUUACCUACAUUUGUGCAUAACUACUACUUGUAUGUACAUCUGAUAUUUACCAAUUCGCGAAAACCGGUGACAGAAACUGUCACUUUCAAUGCGUUUGCAGCAAAGAUAUAAUCGCCGUUGCAAGAGCGAUGUGUACAUCUCUGUAAUUACCAAAAGUGUAACGCGGUUGUGGUCAUACAUGCCAAUCACCAUUUGAAUAGACCAGUUUAUUCGUAAAUGUAGCAGCAACUGAAAGCAUCUAAAUAAUAGACCAACUAAAUUAUUCGCCGCUGCAGCCAAAUUUGAAUUACGUUAAAUUUCUGGUUCCGGAAGCCAGACAGGAAAUCGAUAAUCAAUUUAUGUGCAUACUGGUUUGUGCAUACUCUUGUAUGUGCAUGCAUACAUAGAUAUUCAAAAUCUUCAGGCAAUGGCAUAUUUCAAUGCGUUUUAAUUAGAAAUCUAUAUAGAUACAUUUACUUACUUAUAUACAUAUGCACUUACUUAGAAGCCUGCGCUUUUGUUCGUUAAUUUUUAAAGCCGGACGGUGUUGAAAUUACAUACAUCUUUUUUUUCCGCUGAAAUUUGCAUUAAUAUUUGUGUUUAUGUGAAAUUAUGGUGCGGCAAGUGAGUUUAAAUAAACUGCAUUGACGUAAUUACUGAAGUGUACGCAGCUGCAUCCUGUGGAUUUGUGCAAUUUAUUUAAGAAGAAAUUAACCAACCACAAUGUUUAUCGCACACUGCCAAUUCUCCGGUGGAUUGACCGCCACAUGUGCAGCGGCUGUCAUCUGCAACCGAUGCAAUUGCUGCCAACAAAUAAAAAUAUGCAACACCAAAGAACGUGAGCUGAUAGCAAAUCAAAAAAGCAAAAACAAAAACUUAGUGCAAAUUGUGAAUAAUAACGAAAACAAAAAGAAAAAUGUUGGACAAUGUAAACGAAACAAAUACAAUGUUAGCAACAACAUUCGAUACGGCAUUGGCUACGGCCAAGUCUGCUGCUGAAGAUGCAAAUAAGACUGCAUUUAUUACAACAAGCCCCACAACGAAUUCAUCCCCAACAAAAGCAAAGACAUUUUUCAGUUGGUUUCGAGGUGGCAACGCAAAAUCACCUAAUAAAACCGACGCCGACGCCAACGCAACCACAGUAAAAGGCGUACAAACACAUAAAGACUGCAGAAUUAAGGGCGAAGAGGCGCUCCAAGCCAGGGGUAACGCCAAACAAUUACCAAGAGAGCCACCACAGCCGAGCGCGGCAGAACGCGACGUUACGCUACGUGAAUUUCGUGGCGUUCAAAGUUUGCGACAUUUGUGGAAUAAGCGCAUCAGCGCAAGUGAGGACGCAACAAGGCGGCAAAAUUCACUUAGCACCAGCAAAGCAAGCAAAUUAACAAAAUCAAUUGGUUGCUUAGUGAAUGCAGCGCGCGCGCAAGCAGAAGCUACGCAAUCGACGAGUGGUAGCGAAGGCGAGGCACUGCGGCAGAAACGCGCGCAUAGUUUGCACGAUUGUACGCAGGUGGGCGUGCAAGCAGAAGAGGCCGUUACGACAACAGCGGCAGCGGAGUCGGAAAUCGACUGUUUUCAUCGCGAAAAGGAUAACUUUUACAAGUACAAAACGGCCGAGCAGGCAGCAAAACAUUUGGCGCGCGAGUCGCGUGUGCGCACCAAGAUGACGCGGCGCGUUACAGCUGGCAUUGUGAGCAGUGAGGCGCGCGACGAAGAUGCACACUUUCCCGCGGUGCAGGCAAGUGAGCGCGGUGAGCGCAUACAUUGGCUCAAGCGGCAGGACAUGGUGUCGCGACGACGUGAAAACACAGAAAUGACAGUGGCGCAUACGCCGAUGGGCCGUGAAAAAAGUGCAGCGACAGCGCUGGCAUUAUCAGCUGACGACAUUGUUAUCAGCGAGACGGCAAACAACGCAAUGAUGGCAAUAACAACACGCCAUCGAUUCCAAUGACGAUCAACUUGAUGCGGCUAACGAAGAGAAGGCGAAGCAACGCAAACGCAAAUACGCGAAAAUUUAUGAAAAGUUCCGUUUUAGGUCGCCGUUUGUUGGAGGUCACAGCAACAAGAAACUGUCAUCAAAGCAAGCGGUGAAUGUAGCUGAAGUGAACAAUGAAUUCAAACGACCAGCGAUUGAAUUGGCUGAAGAUGCGGUGAAAACAAUUGAAAUACCGACAACACCGCAAACAAACACUUCGGCAAGCACACCAACGUCGAUGACACCAGCAUUAACAACGGCCACAGCAACGAUUACAAAAGCAACUGACCAUAAAACGGAGGGCGGAUGCAUUUUAGAUGCCGAGACAACUGCUGAGACCGAGCCCGAAUCGCGGUUACUAGAUGCGCUCGAGAUCAUCGAUCAUAAACUGCAAGACCUCACCGUAGACACAGAUGAAGAAAACACUGCCGCACUGUUGCUUUCUCCAGACGAUGACUUCGAGCAGCGUGUGCUACCAAACAACUCCUUCGUUUUUCAGGCGAGCACUAAGCAGGUGGCCAACAAUAAACUAAUUGUUGCGCAAGCGGUGAAUGUUACACUCGUCAACAGUAUUGAGGGUGAACAGCUGAUGCUGGAGCAGAAGGAAUUACAGCGCGAGCAGUGCGACUAUAGCGAGCUGGUGCGUCCACUGAGCUUGCAGUUGGAACAGCCGGUUUUAGUUGCGCUUGAAGGGGACAAGCGGGAAGAACAAACUACGCCAGCGGAACCGAUGUAUGAACCGAUCGCUGCACAGACUGAGGCCACAAACGCUGAAGAGCAUUUCAGUGCAACCGAGCUGCCAUCUGCGAAGUCCUUCCUCUAUACCAGUUGUGCGGCGGGCACGGAAAAGAAGUUGGCCGAUACUGAUGAGGCGUUGAUGGAAGAUGCAACGUCUUUAGUGUCGUCAGUUGCAAAUAGUGACAUAUUCGAGGACAUCUAUCAAACAGUGGAUGAAGCCAAGGCAGCAGCUGAGCAAAAAGUGGCUGAAGCCACUAAUGCCGCGCUCUUGGCUGAUUAUGAGUCCAUAGCUGGUUCGUGCGAGCACGCUACACCUGCAGCGAUCGGCGUUAGCGCAACCCAUGCCGGCAAGCCUUUGUACGAUGGCUAUGAGAUUUGUGAGCCACCACCCGACACACCACACAUGCUGGCCAACACUACCUCAACAAGUACUGAUGCCACUGGCAGUAGUGUAAUUCCCAAGCUCACCCAACAGAUCUCAAUGGGUGGCAGUAAUGUGCGCAACACCAACGAUGAACUGCCCGAGCUGCCUAAACCGAAACGUCGUCUGCCCAAAUCGCCCAUGCCAGGCAAGCGUUCACCCAAAUCUGCAGCCAAAACGUCCUCCUCUAUACGAGAAAUAGUGAGGACAGCCUCCAGCAGAGGUUGCAGCAAAAGCAGCAGCAAUAGCACCAUAACUGCUUUGGACGAUCAGGACGAUGACCAUCACUACUACGCUGAUGAUGAGAAUAUCUAUGACACCAUCAAAGGUUCACAUUGCUACGAAUCAUUGCAUGCGGCCAGCAUCGCUUUGCAAAAGUCCGCCAGCGCUGUGACGAAAUGCGGCAGUGAUAAUAUUUCGCUUACAUCCAAUUGUUACGAGAGCAUCUCGCAUUAUCGGCGCGCUAGUCACAGCAACGGUGGUGGCAGCCAUCUGACCGGCAGCAGUAGCGGUUCGACGCUCACCAUUUCAUCGGAUCACAAAACGAAUAGUUUGUACGAAAUGUCGGUGACGGCGAGCUUAAUCUACGGCACUGGCAGCGUAGGCUCUAGGCAAUCGGUAGCGGAAAAGACUAACGCGAUCAUAAGCGGGCGCAUUGGCGGUACCCAUAAUAGUGUGAGUGAUGAAAAUAGUGAUGUGCCUGCUGGUGCGAAGAGUUACUCUCAGUCGCAUGGUGGCGCGACGAGUGAUAAUAGCGAUGAAUGGGUGGAUAUAUCAGAUCCCGAGGCAGAGGGAGCGGAUCAGUUGGUGAAGGCGCAAUUCAUUGUCGUACGAGAACGCUCCAAGGCGCAUCGUAGUCCGGAUUGGUCAAAACGUGUUAGAGAUAAGCGCUUACAUCAAAAGAAAGCGAUAAGUUGCAUUGAAGAUGACUCCGAUCACUAUUAUGAGACACUGUCGCCUUUGGGAAAUAAACGCCACUCCACGCUGCCAGCGCAAGGCUCGAAUAACCAACUGCGGUUCAGUCAAGACUUACCCUAUCUGGCGAAGAAUGGCUCGCAGCGUGGUAAACAAUACUCGGCUUCCAUGCAUGGUCUGGGCACUUUAGCGACAUCCGACGAUUACGACUCCUUCGACACGGAUACCGAUGAUAUCUAUGAGGUGGAUGAGAAUACAAAGAAUCAUGACAGCGGCGUGGAUAUACGCAAUGUGAAACUUCCUGAUCCACCCCCUGCCACAAAUCAAGUAUACGCCAUUGUACGCAAGCUCAAGAAUUUCAUCUCUAGUAAGAAGUCCACGGGCGCACAUUCUAAGUACGGCGACAGUCAGCAAAAGCUCUACGAAAACUCCACCCAAUUCUAUGUGAGUGGUAAUAUUUAUGAAAAUACACCAAAGACUAAAUCCAAGACACAAAAAGAUGUAAAAAAGACGACCACACCCUCACAAGAUCAAGAUCUAUAUGAAAACACCGAGUUCCAUAGUCCACCCGCGAUCGCCGCAGAGGGCAAACAGCUUAGCGCUUCGGAAAAACAUUUAAAUAGUCCAACGGAUGUCAGAGCCGACACGUCUAACACCAGCACCACAUUGCGUUCCAAGUCCAAGUCGGUUAAGAGUUUCAAGUCACGUUUGCGAAAAAGUCUAGUCGGUUCCACUUUUGAUAUGAAAAAUUUAUCGACGUUGGCGCCUACACGUAGCACAUUUUACAUUGAAGAUCCCACCUACGGUGGUUCGGGCGAGUUAGAUUCAGGUUUUUCUGAGAAAGCCUCGUCCGGAGAUCUUCCCACGGCACCCAUAAUACCUACACCCGAUUCACAAAAAUUCUCUACGGUUGCGCGUAAGGCGAAAAAGGAGGCGAAGACGUCUAACUCACAGCGGCGGCGCACCACGAUUGGUAUACGUCCGCAGGAUCCACCACCGCCGCCACCCGUCGCUUCUUCGACCACGUCUUGGUAUGCCGAGUGUGGCGUCUUCAAAAAUGGCACAACCGGUAUGCUGCAGGAGUCGGAGAUUUCGUUGAACGAUAGUAAGACGAGUCAGAGUGGUUCCUCGAUUUUCAAUGGAAAUUCUUGGUACACCGAAGCGGGUUUGUAUCAGACCAGUGGCGUAUCUGUGGCCAGCUCGAGCGGCAGUUCAGGUGUUUCAACUGGAAAUGAAGGCACGCUAGGCGAUGAUCUGCCACACAGCAUGUUCCAGAAUGAGCCGCUCUAUCAGAUCUACAGCGCCGCUAAACUGGAGUCUAUAACGCGCGACAUGGAGGGACAUGACAGCUCGACGGAUGGUUAUGAGGAGAUCGGGCAGAAUGGCACGACUAGCGAUGCGCGCGCGAGUAUUCAAAAACAUCAACGACCCAGCGCUUUCCAGCUAAUCGAGCCAAAGAACGGGCCAUCACGUACGUUAUGGAGCGAGAUACCGGAGGUUAUCAGUUCGUGUAUUUUGGCCACUUUGACGCCGCGUGAGCGCAGCCUGCAGGAGGCGAAAUUCGAAAUUAUCACCUCCGAAGCGAGUUAUCUGAAAUCGCUGAACCUGCUGCGUAGUCAUUUUAUGAAUCAUCCUAUCUUUCGCGACACAAAUGUGGUGAGCGCGCGUGAUCGCAAAGCUUUGUUUGCCUACAUUGUGCCCGUGCAUGAAUGCUCCGAGAAACUGCUCACUGCAAUGGAAUCCUGUUGGCAAGAUAACAUUAUGCUCAUCGGUUUGAGUAGACGCAUCUUCGCCGUCGCUGAAAAAUAUUUCCAUGUGUACAUCUCAUUUUGCGAACACCAAGGUCGUAUGGAUAGAACAUUGCGACGACUGAAGGAGAGUCGCGGCAUUUUUGCGCAAAAUCUGCAUCUCCUUGAAACGAGUCCAACCUGCUGUGGCCUAAAUCUGCAUUCUUUUCUUAUGCUGCCAAUGCAACGUAUCACCCGUCUUCCGCUACUCAUUGACGCCGUUUUCAGCAAAGUCAGCCCCAACGAUGACGAAUACGAAAACUGGAAGAUGACGCUAGCCAUUAUGAAUAAGAUUGUGACACAGUGCAAUGAAGCCGCUAAUCGCUGUGAGCAGGCGUACGAGAUCGAACGUAUAGCGCGACAGCUGGAAUUUCCUUCAACGAUACGCGCAUUAGCUAUAGCGCCAAUGGGUAUACCUGCAUCCGGUUCAAAGCCACGGUUCCUAGUGAAGCGUGGUGAGUUGACGCAUUUCAUUUGGCGUGGGGACGAUAUUAAACUUACGUUUGGCAAAAAGUUCUCCAAAGUGGCAAUAUAUGCCUUCCUCUUCUCCGAUCUGCUCGUACUAACGAAGCGCAAAGGCGAGGAACAAUUCGCAGUCUUCGACUAUUGCCCACGCAACAUGUUGACCAUCUCCUCCGGUGAUCUGCGGGACAUUAGCCAGACGCACAAAAAUCUAAUACUGAUGACCUUGCUGGAGAAUCACGAACGCAAGACUGUGGAGCUAGUCCUUUCUUGCCCAUCAGUUUCCGAACAGGAACGUUGGUUGCAAGCAGUUCGACCACCCGAGCCAGAGACGCCUGGCGAAAAGCUUUACGCGCCCUGGGAUUGUCCGCAGGUGAUAACGAAGCACGCAUACGAGACGAGAGAACCAGACGCGCUGAGCCUGGAGGUGGGUGAUGUGGUGAAUGUGACGCGGAAAUUGCCAGACGGCUGGUAUCAGGGUGAGCGCAUACGCGAUGGCGUUAUCGGUUGGUUCCCAGGCAGUUAUACGGAAGAGGUGAAUUCAGCGCAUGUGCGCGCACGCAAUUUGAAGCAACGCCAACGGCUGCUCACAUUCACAGCCACAUAUCUCGAGUCGCAGAAGCGCAAGUAGGUGAUCAAUUUUUGUGAAGAUACUACAUAUAGUUAGGAUAGUAUCUCAAGGCGUUCGUCGUGGUCAUAAAUUGGUUUUAACAAAACUGGGCGUGCAAAGGAUGUUUUUGUGCCUUUUAAAUUUAUAUAUAUAUACAUUUAUUAGAAAAUAUUUUUUACGUAUAUUUAAGGGUUAAAGUUGUAACAUACAUAUGCAAGUAUGACUUUAACCAAUAAUAUGAAAAUAAUGGACCAAAUUUCGUUGUCUAAAAAUUCUAUAAAAUAUUUAUUAAAAAAUGUGAUAAAAAUAUGAAUACGCCUAUGAAAGUGUACAUAAAAGUUGGUUGUUAUGAGAAAAAUUAUUAUUUUUAUUUUAUUAGGUAAGAUGAAAAAGUAAAUUUUGGUGAAUAUAACUUGUAACGGAAUAUCUAGUGCGUUAAAUUGAACGUUUUAAAUACUUUGUUAAAAAUAUCUUUAAUCCGAUAGAAAUUAAUGUAGAUACUAUAAAUUAUUAUUAAUUAAAUUUAUAGGAGGAUAAGCCUAACUCUAAGAACUUGAUUUAAAAUCUUACAUGACUAUUGAGUAAUAUAUAUAAAUAAAUCUCCACAUCUUCAUGAUAUGUGUAUGUAUGUAACUAAAUACGUUUAAACAUA